CCUUCCUCCCAUAUCGCUUGCUGUCAUUUGGCCAAGUCAGUAGCCGGUAUGACCCGUGGCGCACAAGGACUGGAGCAAACGAGUAGUGUACGUAAAUUAACGAUUCAAAUGCUACAUCGUCACUUGAGGAUUGUAACAAGCAAUCAAAUGUUCGGCUACGUAAAUUUUUUAUCUCAAUGAGAAAAGUAAAAGCGCGACAAAUCGCUUAUCGUAUUGAGGAAGUGAUCGUUAACGUUCCGUGGGUUGAUUUAUUUUUAUUAGAUUUUUUUUACUUAACGGUUCGCGUUUACCUGGGCUGUAACUGCAGGAGAAGGGGUCUAAUGCAAUGAAGCUAGAGGUCGUUUCAUUUUGGAGUCGGCGUUGGAGAUGCAGUUGUUACAGAGUGCCUCUCUGUCGCCCCCUGCUGGCCAUGCUGAGUGUAUGCUCUGUGUUCCUGCUGGUGGCGGCCACAGCCUCAGCCUCUGCAGAUCCAGACACACACAGACAUGACUCCAACCUGGAGAUCUACAAGCGCCUGUUUGAGACAAAGAGGAAGGAUCAGCUGAACGCCCUGAAGAACUUGGUGGAGCUGAAUGACAUCAACCAGCAGUACAAGAUCAUAGACAUCAUGCUCAAAGGCUUGUUCAAGGUGCUGGAGGAUUCCAGAGCGAUCCUAAUUGCAGCCAACAUGCAGCCUGAUGACCCAUUCCCCAUGGACGACAAGAUCAAAGAAGCCUACUCCCAUGUGGUGGAGAACACGGCGUUCUUCGGAGAUGUUGCGUUGCGGUUCCCCCGCAUCGUCCACCAUUACUACGACCGCAACUCUGAGUGGGGGGGGCUGCUGCGUUGGGGGCUGCGCUUCUGUAACCUCACGGGGGUAUUCACUGGGGGGGCACACCAGCACGUGCUCACACUGAUGUCGCAGGAGCUGGGAAUAGCAGAGAAAUCACCUGACUUCACCAACCCCUACCGCACGGAGAGAGACGAUGUGCUUCACACUGCGGAGGCCUUUCAGAAGAUCCUGAGAGAGGAGGAAAAGAGGAGGAGGAAGGAGGAGAAGAGGAAAGAGAUCAGAAAAGGCCCACGCAUCUCUCGCUCCCGCACUGAGCUAUGAGACUGUACCUCAGCAUCUUGGGAGCAUGGGAGGAGGAGAGGAGAGGAAGGGGGAAGGAGAGGAGGAGGAGGAGCAGAGGAGUGGAGAGGAAGGGGGGAGGAGAAAACGUUUGAAGGAAUAGCCUUGAGAGGCAGAGGGGGGAGAGUUAACUAAUGAGCUCUGUCCGGGUAUAAAAUAGCAGGACACAGGAAUGAAUAUAGUCUAGGAGCCUUCUGUAGAAGUCAUGAAAAGGGAAAAACAUUUUGAUAACUUGAUUACAAAUAAAUGUACUUUGUAAUAUAAUUCAUUUGAAUAUGAUGAAUUUACAAGAACAACUUCAAAUACAGAUUGCUAUGUGUUAUGAUGUUUAAACUUUACAAUACACUGUAUUAUCAUACACUACAAACAAGCACUGACUUAAUUCAAUAUAGCCUCAAUUUGUACAGAAGAAUGUAUUUGGUUUACCCAUACAGCCAAGCUUAAAAUACAAUGCUUGGAAAUAGGUAUUUUUGCUGAAUUCAUUCAUAUUUUUGUCCCCUUUCUGUCAGUUGUUAGUUGUAAUUAUGAUAUUUUGCUGUGAUCGAUGGUCCGGUGUGCGAUCUGUGCCUGACAGUGUGCGCAAGGUCCCGUCCUUCUCUGAGGUAGACUUCAAAACACCUUGUUGUGUGUCUGAAAAGGUGGUUUAUCUGGCAGCUGGGUGUGGAUGACAGUGUGUGUGUGUUCGUUCUUUAAGUCUGUAUUAAAGAAUUAAACAUGUUUUACCAAAGCUGAGAAGGGAGAGCGUGACUGUAUCACGAGCUACUGUAAGUCUAACUGCCUGUCAACAUCUAUCUUCAUUAGAACAUUUAAGUGUUGUCGAAUUAUCCUGUCUUAAUUCAGGCAUCAAAUAAGCCUAAUGUAGAUGAUCCCCUCAUGUUAAUGAAUUGGUUUUAAGAUGUCCUUGUCAUUCAUGGUGCAGCAAAUCCGUAUUUCAAAGGUAACGAUAUAUUGCAUUUAAAGAAAUGGUGGCGAUAUUUGAGACAGUUUUGUAAAUGCGACUGUUAUUUGUAUAUUUAAAGAAAUUAUAAUUGCUGAGAUGUUAUCACAUGAUAAUAAA
This is a messenger RNA of Hypomesus transpacificus, 2168 nucleotides long. Its product is annotated as coiled-coil domain-containing protein 134-like. The coding region runs from base 326 to 1093 and encodes 255 amino acids. Lineage: Eukaryota; Metazoa; Chordata; Actinopteri; Osmeriformes; Osmeridae. The record is from RefSeq and is a predicted model, not a curated record. The transcript has 8 exons.